AUGGCGGCGUCGCGCUGUGACUUUGACAAAGAUGUUGCUGGGUUUACGACGUCAUGCAUAACAGGGCGUGAUGAGGCGGUUCCUCUUCCUGUCCAGGCGCGCCUGACCUACCCUACGGACGAUGACAAGCCGCUGCACGUGGGGGUUUUGGUCACGACAUCUCUCGAGUUGUAUGCCAAUUUUACAAAGCUGUUUUAUCCAGUAAUAAAUCAUAUAGUUGACUACUCUUUACGUUGGUUUGAUCGGAUUACUUGGUGCCAGAGCGCUCAGCUGCUGAGACAAUCAUAA
Molecule: messenger RNA, 288 nt
Organism: Akanthomyces muscarius
Lineage: Eukaryota; Fungi; Ascomycota; Sordariomycetes; Hypocreales; Cordycipitaceae
Exons: 7
Coding region: 1-288 (95 amino acids)
Source: RefSeq, a predicted model, not a curated record